Messenger RNA from Didymosphaeria variabile, 1653 nucleotides. RefSeq lists its product as uncharacterized. Gene Ontology annotation, cellular component: membrane. The record is from RefSeq and is a predicted model, not a curated record. Gene Ontology annotation, molecular function: magnesium ion transmembrane transporter activity; magnesium ion binding; cobalt ion transmembrane transporter activity. The transcript is spliced from 2 exons. Gene Ontology annotation, biological process: transmembrane transport; metal ion transport. Bases 1 to 1653 code for a protein of 550 amino acids. NCBI's taxonomy places the organism in Eukaryota, Fungi, Ascomycota, Dothideomycetes, Pleosporales, Didymosphaeriaceae.
AUGGUCACCAUCGACUUUGAAGGACAUGAGGCACGAGCGAAGAAGAUCAUUCCUCACACACCCGAGGCCGGCGAUCUGUACUCUACUGGGACUUGUUAUGAGCGAGAGCCUGUGUCGCUAGAGUGGGAGGUACUAGACCCCAAAAGCCAGAAACUACCUUAUCUAGCUCACAUAAAGAGCCUUUCGAAAUCAUGGAGAACCCUGCGGCAUCUGGCCGACUUCAUGGAAGUGGGUACCACGCCACUGCGGUGGAACGACCUCGUAACCAAUCCAAAAGAGCGAAAAGAACGAACGCAUCGAACAAACAUCACACUUGUGGAAUAUGGAACAGCCCAUCGUCCAAAGCAAACACACAUUACCACUGCUGAAUCUCUGAAGGAAAGAUUAUCCAACCUUCCACAAAGUGAUAGUCCUGUACAUCGCCUGUUCAUAGUGGAAGAUCUCUCGCGGCAGGUUAUUGAACAACUCGGCUCACGCUUUGAUGUAGAUCCAUUGUUUUUCCGAGAGCAGAUCGACGACUAUACAUGGUACAAUACAAGAGAUCCGUGGGCUAGCCCGCCAGCUCUAGCAGCAAACUUGCAGCAUUGUCAAUGGUUCCGCGUUCGCAACGUUAGACUGCGCUACUUUGCCUCUGAUGACUCGUUUCAGAACGCACGGCAAGACUCAAAUAGCUUCAACGUUCUUCGCCGACCAGACAAUGAUGAGAAUCACUGGCUGUAUCUGGAUGCACCUGAUUCAAUCAUCUCUAUUACGCGCACACGAUCGACUGUUUGGAUUGGGAAAGACAAGUCCUGCGGUAAUGGAGCGGUUGCUAUAGUACUCUUGGACCCGACAGUAUGCGAUGGGCGUCCACUGUGGCACGACCGGACGAACUGGCUCUGUACCCCCAGCAUGGACAGUACAACCUCGCCUGCCUUCGAACCUUCAGGAUCUUUGUACAAAGACAUCGUGCAGAUGUCAGCCGCGUUUCCGUGGUUUGAAUCAACCUCAGCACAGACGUCUGUCGACACACAAGUCUUUGCCAAACCCAUGCUGUUCACUGUCUGCGCAGAGUGGCUCGUGGUAUGCGACUAUAUCAAGGCGCGCCUCGCGCAGAUCGAAUGGGAGCUUGAAAAGCCAAGCCUCUUCCGCUCCAAAGGCGAUAUUAUCGAUAACUCGCUGAAACGUCUGCAUACCUGGCGACGCGUCUUGCCUACGUACCGCGAAAUGGUCACAGAGACGCUGGACCAGGCCCUUCCCGCCGCCGCGCGACUGACCUCACCCAGUGGUUCCGCAUUCGCAGACAUCACACCCGAUUUCGAGCGCGUGCUAAACACGCUCAACGAAUUGCAAGCCCGCGUCGACCGCCUCACUUCUAUUGUCACGGCCGAAAUUACGAUUGAAGACUCGCGUCGUGGACUGCAAGAGAAUCAUAACCUCGCGCGGUUGACGUGGCUAGCGACUACUUUUAUUCCUCUGUCAUUCGUGACAGGCCUGUUUAGCAUGCAGAACGAUAUUAGCGACAUGAAGGUGACCUUUGGGUGGUACUUCGCAGCUGCUAUACCCUUGACAGCAAUCAUUCUGUUCAUCGCGUGGCAUGCAGGCGGACAGAAAUCCAGAAAGCAGAAAGCAGAGGCUCCCAGCGUGUCCAUGCAUGAGCGAAAGAGGAAGUAA